Odobenus rosmarus divergens (Pacific walrus) is the source of this 1378-nucleotide messenger RNA. RefSeq names its product calcium/calmodulin-dependent protein kinase II inhibitor 2 (gene CAMK2N2). The coding region runs from base 168 to 407 and encodes 79 amino acids. The record is from RefSeq and is a predicted model, not a curated record. The transcript is spliced from 2 exons. Lineage: Eukaryota; Metazoa; Chordata; Mammalia; Carnivora; Odobenidae. Gene Ontology annotation, molecular function: protein kinase binding; calcium-dependent protein kinase inhibitor activity. Gene Ontology annotation, biological process: negative regulation of protein kinase activity.
CGGCCCGGGAGGCGGAGGCGCGGGGGAGGAGGCCCCGCUUGGCUCCGCAGCCCCGGAUGCUGCAUGACUUCAUCCUUCCGCCGGCUCCCCUGCUGAGCUAGGGCCGGUCCGGCAGCUAGCCCGCCGCCCGCGCCCCGCCGCAGUCCCGCGCCCACCCCGCGCCCGCCAUGUCCGAGAUCCUACCCUACAGUGAGGACAAGAUGGGCCGCUUCGCCGCCGACCCCGAGGGCUCCGACCUCUCCUUCAGUUGCCGCCUGCAGGACACCAACUCCUUCUUCGCGGGCAACCAAGCCAAGCGACCCCCCAAGCUGGGCCAGAUCGGCCGAGCCAAGAGAGUGGUGAUCGAGGAUGACCGGAUAGACGACGUGCUGAAGGGGAUGGGGGAGAAGCCGCCGUCCGGAGUGUAGACGCGCCGGCUCCGGCGGCGGGCUCCGGGCCCAGCCCCGCAGCGGCCAGGAGCGCGGGCCGGCUAUGCGGCUGCCGGCGCCCCCCGCCCCGGCCCAGGCGCCCGCGGGCGGGGGCUGCAGGGCCGCGCCGCCUUCGGGUUGGAGUCGCUGCCGCCGCCGCCUGACACUCCGGAGCUGUCCGCUUCAGCACCACGGCGGCGGCGGUAGCGGAGGCGCGGACCGGCCCGGAGCCCGCCGCCGCGCUCAUGCACUUUAGAACCUCGGGCCGCAGCCCCACCCCGCACACCGGAACGGACACAGAGACCCGCGGCCCUCAGCCCUUGACCCGCCCCCUCCCGCACGGCUCCCCUGCCCCGCCCCUCUCCGGCCGGUCUGGUCUGCAGAGCCCGCUGCCGGCCGGUGUCGAACCGCGCGCGCAGCCAGGAAUGUUUGGCUGCGUAUUUGCAUGAGCUUCCCACCCACCUGAGCCCAGCCCUCCAGGCCGCUCCCUCACUCCCACCCCUGUCUGGCGUGACCCCAGCCUCAGCCUCUUUCUAAGGGACUUCCUCAGCACAUUUGUAUUUUUAUAUCCGACUCUUUGUUUACUGGCUCCCCUCAUGGUUCGUGCCUCCCCCUCCCCCCCAAGUCUCGGCCACGCUCUUCUGCGCCUGGCAGAUAGGAUGGGUGUUGAGUCUGAGAUGGAAGGAGCCCCCAACAUGGUAACCAACCACAUGGUCAGUCUGCUCAGGCCUGACCCCAGGCGACUCUCUGGCAGACCCCUUCUCUCAAGGUAUCACCUUCCAAGGGCCCAGGUCUGAUUUUACCUUGGACCCCUGCAUCCUGCCCCUGGGAACCCAAGUGAGGACUGCUCGGCACCUUUGGAUGACACCCGUGGCCCUGGAGAUGUUUUCAACCCAGGGGUGUCCUUUGUAAAUGUUCCUCCAUCCUCACUGUACCAGGAGUGUGUGAAUAAACACAGACCUCCCUGCGUG